Molecule: messenger RNA, 809 nt
Organism: Ochlerotatus camptorhynchus
Lineage: Eukaryota; Metazoa; Arthropoda; Insecta; Diptera; Culicidae
Gene: mgr
Product: merry-go-round
Exons: 2
Coding region: 117-692 (191 amino acids)
Biological process (GO): tubulin complex assembly; microtubule-based process; protein folding
Cellular component (GO): prefoldin complex; cytoplasm
Molecular function (GO): tubulin binding
Source: RefSeq, a predicted model, not a curated record
UCCAUUUUAUUGUAGAAAAGCAUUGACCGCAAGUGAAAAAAAUUCGCAAGUGCGAGGAAAAUCGUGCUUUUCGUGAAAAUUGUUGAAAUAAAUUGGUGCCCCACAACUUUCCCAAAAUGUUGGACAUGGAAAACAUCCAACUGCCCAAGCUAGAGAAUGAUCAAAAGUCAUACGCCGGCAUACCGGAGGCAGUGUUUGUGGAGGAUGUUGAGGCAUUUAUGAAGCAAUCUGGAAGCGAGGAAAAUGUCGAAAAGGUUCUGAAAAGCCUUGACGAGCAGCACAGUAAAUACAAAUUUAUGGAAUUCAACAUCAUCUCACGGAAGCGUCGUUUGCGACAGCAGAUUCCGGAUCUGGCCAAAAGCCUGGAAAUGAUCAAGAUCCUGAAGAACCAAUCCGAAGAACAGGAAACGCGUUUCCUUCUGAGUGAACAGGUAUUCGUCAAAACCCGAGUGCCACCUACGAAAACUGUCUGCCUGUGGUUGGGUGCAAAUGUCAUGCUCGAAUACCCGCUGGAUGAAGCUGAAGAGUUACUCAAGCAAAACAAGCAUUCGGCUGAGGUGAACCUUAAGUGUCUGGAGCAUGAUCAGGAUUUCUUACGUGAUCAGAUUACUACUACCGAAGUGAACAUGGCCCGGGUUCAUAAUUACGAUGUGAAAAAGCGUCAGGCGAAGAAAGCCGCCGAGGAAAAGUAAACGACAUUAUCCGAAAGAGAUUUUGCUUGGUCCAUCUUGCGCAAUGUGCAUAUUGCGUAUACAACAAUAUUUUUAAGGUUGAAUCGUUUGCGGUUUAAUAAAUAUUUGCAAAAUUCA